Messenger RNA from Ceraceosorus bombacis, 715 nucleotides. The record is from the annotation of a GenBank genome assembly. Lineage: Eukaryota; Fungi; Basidiomycota; Exobasidiomycetes; Ceraceosorales; Ceraceosoraceae.
AUGAGCGAUUCGAGCACAGCGACCAGCUCCACUGCCUCUCCAGAAAAUCCAGACUAGUAAGCGCAAGGACCAUUGGCUUUCCACUUUUCUCCACCACAUCGUCGACCGCUCACCUUUCAUCCCACCUGUGCUGUUCCGGCGGUGCACACGCACGCCCCUUUGCAGCUCCGUGUUCCAGAACUUUUCAAAGGGCGCUAUAGCGGGCAUAGUGAUCGGAAUCGUCGUAGCGAUCACCCUACUCGCACUCUUGUUGUGGUUCGUCAUCAGGCGUAUUCGACGUCGACAGCGCUCCACACCGCUCGGGUCUAUCGAGCGUCGGGCUCGCGAACGAGCGAUCGCUGUGGCGCGAGGAAAUCAGAGCGCAUCCACCAGUGAAGGGGGUAGAAUGCUGACCGAGGAAGAGUUGGCCUUGGGUCAUCUCAAGAGUUCCUCCUCCGCUAGCAGGAACGCAGUAGCUAGAGACUUGGAAUUUGCUACAGGCAGAAAUUUGAGCGCAGGUCAAGCUUACGCUGUAGGAUUGGACGGGAGACCCACUUCUGCUUAUACUGCACAAACAGCCUCCAUGAUGCACGGAGAUCCGGCAGCUGCGCAAACCGAGGAGUUUAGGGAUGGCGAACCUUGGCCACCGGCAUCGCUCGGGGGCAAGAACAAACGUUCGGCGAGGAGACAGACACAGGAUCAGCCACCUGGUCAAGGAGCAUGUGCGCACAUGUAG